AUGGCGCUUGAACAAGCAAUAAAGAGAGAAAGCGAACGAUUUCAAGCUUUAUUCAAUCGUUUGUCUGAUACUCAAUGGAGUGACACCGGAAUUGUCGAAGCUAAAACCUACUUAGCCGAUUGCCAAAAUUAUGCUCGAAUCACACAGGAUAAAAUCACCGAAUUCAAUACAGCGGCUGAGAGAGAACACAAGCGUUUACUGGCUAUCAAAGGACAUGGACUUCGACAUGUAUGGUACAAAGUACAAGGUAAACUAGAAGAACGAUUAGGCGAACAAGAAAAGGUCUGGCUGAAAGAAUUCGAAAAAUGUAAGCAAGAAGAAGAACAUCUGAUCGAGCUGAAGAAGGAAAUUCAUUCUGCUGCCAAAUAUUUACAUGAAUGUCAAAUAACUCAUGAUGAAUUUGUCAAAACUAAGCGCAUGUUAGACGAAAUGUUAGAACAUUUCUUUUCCGGUGAAACGCCCUCCUAUCCCGAUGAAGAUUUCAUGGAACAAAAUCUCAAGAAACAACAGGAACAAUUAACAAGUUUACAAACUCAACACCGACUUUUAACAAAUGUUUUUCAAUUAUUACACAGCGCGCAUCAGUCGAUCAUCAUCGCCCGUCAUGCACUGCAUGAUGCGAUCAAAAUGAACACGUUCGACUUAGCUGCCAAAUCUUCGUUUGCUGAUAUGGCUGCUAAUUCAAACUUGGCUCGAGCUAGAAAUGCGACGAUUCGCGCACAAGAUCUAAUCGAUGAAGCCAAACGUGUGUCUCCCAACAUCAGACAUAUUGCUGAUUUACGUAUACGACAAGAUAAUCUGGUUUUCAAUCUUAUGUUCGACAAUAUUUGGACGGAUUUGAAUAUGAGAUUCAGGAUUGGUGAAGCCUUGCAGCGACUCUCACGUGCCGAUACACUGAUUAUGGACACUUCGAUCGUUGUCAAAGAACAACUAUCAAGAUGCGAAAUCGAUCGGAACAAGAAAAGUGAAGAUGUCAAACGUUUAGCCGUAGAACAUUUCACUGCAAGAAUUACCAUUGUAAAAAACAUUCUCGAACCUUCAAUUUCCAAUACUUCAGUAGUCUAA
Adineta ricciae is the source of this 1065-nucleotide messenger RNA. The record is from the annotation of a GenBank genome assembly. Lineage: Eukaryota; Metazoa; Rotifera; Eurotatoria; Adinetida; Adinetidae.